Platichthys flesus (European flounder) is the source of this 3358-nucleotide messenger RNA. RefSeq names its product phospholipid phosphatase 3-like. Gene Ontology annotation, molecular function: phosphatidate phosphatase activity. NCBI's taxonomy places the organism in Eukaryota, Metazoa, Chordata, Actinopteri, Pleuronectiformes, Pleuronectidae. Gene Ontology annotation, biological process: phospholipid metabolic process; phospholipid dephosphorylation; canonical Wnt signaling pathway. The coding region runs from base 198 to 1142 and encodes 314 amino acids. The transcript has 6 exons. The record is from RefSeq and is a predicted model, not a curated record.
GCGGUCAGAAGUCAGAGGGUCUGUUGUGGUGGUGGAGCCUUUUUCUCUCAGACCAACACAUGACUACUCCUCCUCAGGACACACGUAGGAGCGUUAGCCGCUCGUAGCUAGUUUCAAAAGAAAGAAAAAAAGUCCAGCGAAACUGUUAUAACUCGUUUGAUUUUAUCCUUUUUUUAUUUGUAAAGACUCGUUUUUAAAUGCAACGCUGUUUGAUAUAUGAGAAAACGAUGGCAGCCGAGACGAGGAACGGCGGGAGUUCGCUGAACAACAACAACAACUGCAAAGACCACCGCAGGAGGAAGCUGCUGGUCGGCGUGGACCUCUUCUGCUUGUUCCUAGCCGGCCUGCCUUUCUUGGUCAUUGAGACCAGCGCUGUACAGCCUUACCGUAGAGGGUUUUACUGCGAUGAUGAGUCCAUCAAGUACCCGGCCAAAAAGGGAGACACCAUUAGCGACGGUGUGCUUAGCGCUGCUGGCAUUCUUAUCACCAUCCUCUCUAUCAUCAUUGGAGAAAGCUACAGGAUCUACUUUCUGAAUGAGGGAUCAAAGUCUUUCGUAGGGAACCCCUACAUCUCUGCUCUCUAUAAGCAGGUUGGCGUGUUCGUCUUCGGCUGUGCCAUCAGUCAGUCCUUCACCGACAUUGCCAAAGUGUCAGUGGGCCGCAUGCGCCCACACUUCCUUGAUGUGUGCAAACCAGACUUCUCCACUAUCAACUGCUCCCUGGGCUAUAUCACUGACUAUCAGUGUCAGGGGCCAGAUAGCAAAGUUCAAGAGGCCAGGAAGUCCUUCUUCUCGGGACAUGCGUCGUUCUCGAUGUACACCAUGCUUUAUCUGGUGUUUUACCUGCAGUCUCGCUUCACCUGGCAUGGAGCCCGCCUGCUGCGCCCUCUGACCCAGUUCACUCUCAUCAUGAUGUCUUUCUACACUGGCUUGUCCCGUGUCUCUGAUCACAAGCACCACCCCACUGAUGUCCUUGUAGGUUUUGUACAAGGAGCCGUGGUGGCCUACUGCAUAGUUUUCUGUGUAUCAGACUUGUUCAAGCCCAAAGGCAGGCGUUCAACCCUGCUGCCAGCCCCAGUGAAGAAAGAUCUUGUUCCUCCGGCAGACAUCAGAGAGCGAAGCAACCAUCUCAUCAUGGCAUAGAGAAGACUGCAAACUGACUGUAUAUAACCCUGACCUGUGCCAUUCAAAUCACUACUAUAGCCACUGGGCAAUACCGGAUCAGGUAAACCCCGACAAUCUGGUCAAUGCAGUCAGAUAUGGAAUCUUGAAUGUCAAAGGACGAGAGGAGGCUACGGAAAAACAGUCCAGCCAGUUGUGCCUUUCUCAAUGGAAAAGAUCCUCGUUUUCCUCAGGCUCACCAGACAUUUUAAUGUGGAAAAUGGAGAGAACCGGGGAUUUUUGUCCCUCUUCUCCUGUUGUGGGAGAGAUCUGCCUUGUAGAUACUCUGAAAGGGCCUUUCCAUGGACCGACGCCUGACAUGAAACAAAACGGGGAAAUGGCAGCAGCUGUGUAGUUUCUCCCCUCGGCUGCAUUCAGAAUGGGAGCUACAGUCAUAUUCCUGCCACUCACUCACUGUGUUACUAAUGCAAACAAAUCAUGCAACGAAAACAACAAAUUCCUUGAUUUGAGGAAGGAUUCUGUUUUAGUUUGGUUUUAAUACAAACAUAAGCAUCGUACAUGUGUGCGAUUUAUAGCACUAUUUUAGCAAAGACUUAAUUCUGUUUGUCACCACUUGAAUGAUUCUGAAGUGAAGCUUUUGGAAAGCUUUGUAAGCUUUUUAUUAUGUCCAUAACGUAGGGCACAUGAGUUAUUGUAGGUGGAAAGUACAGUGAAGGUUAAAAUGCUGGACGUGGGCCUCUUUCUGCUGGCUGGGACGAGCCCCCACUGAGCCAUUUAAUGAAAUGACUGUGUAAUAUGUACCAGACGGGUGCUCGCAAGUGUAAGGUCAGAGCGUGCGAGCGCCUGAGUGUCGGGUGUGUCACUUGUGUGUACGUCUCUGUGUGUUUUGCCUUUCCUGUGUGUGUGUGUGUGUGUGUGUGUGUGUGUCUGGUGUGUACAUGCCAAUGUGUCUUAAUGUCAGGUCUCUGUACUUAAGUUUUUAUAGCCUACAAGUGUGCCUCUCCAACCAGAGAACAGGCACCUGCUCCAACAGACACAUGUAAACUCGAGACUGGAACACUGUGGAAAAACAACAGUAUCAUCAGAACAUUACUGUCAUUAAUCAAAGUGAUCAAUCACAUCACUGAGAAGUCCUCUGAUAUACUCAAUGCUCUACGGACAUAUAGGCUUCAUCCUGACCGCUCUGUUUUCCUUUGAAAAUGCAUCAACUCAGUUGAGGAUACUCCUGGCGUCCACGCUACUCCAGAGAGCCGCUGAAACUGAGCAGUUAGUAGAUGCUGUUGGACACGUUUUAGUUUGAAGAGUCUGCAUCAUUUUAGUCUGAACAGGCAGAAACAGAGAUGAUUGGAAACGAUGCCCAAUGUCUGUGACUGGUCACCUGAUGUACGUUUUCAGGUGUGUUAGUUACUAUCCAGAUUUAAACUGAUACAGACAAAAAACGCUCAUGUGGACAGAGUUCGCUUUAGCCUGAAAAUAGUGUUUCAAAUGAACACAUAAGGAAGUAACCUAACAUGCUGCAAAGCAAGACAGGGACUAGAGCAGUGGUUAUGUACAGUUGCUGUUCUGUACCAAAGCACAAUUUAGCAAAACUGUAAAUAUAUAUACAUAUAUAUAUUAUUUUGGUUCAAUUUAACUGCUUAAUAUUUCAUUAAGUCUAAUCAGUCGGGGCGAACAUUGAGGCUGUGUAUGUCAGACGGAAAUCUUUCAUUGAAUUUUAGAGAAAUAGUCAUGCUAAUACGUUUGCAUUAUAUUAAGGAAAUUUAGCCCAAAAAUUAAACCACUGACCAGAAAGCUUCUUCUGAUAAAAACUUUAAUCUGACGUUGAUGGGAAACUAGUCCUUUCUCCCUACGUGUCAAAAAGAUCAGAUACAGAAUCAGAACCUUCUGCAUGCCCCCUAACAAUGUAAAAUACUGUGUUGUGUGUGUUUGUGUGUGUGUGUCAGUCUUAUCUUUUGAAGAAACACCCACUAUGACUUUGUGUCAAGACCUGUGUAAAUGUUAAACAUGCUGCUUUUAAGAGGUUCAUCUUAGCAGACGUCAUCCAGUAUAGUUGACAACAUGUGAAUUUCAAGUGUAAAAAAUCUAAACAAACAACGAAGUUGUCAACGUAGACAGCUUCAGUACAUCUUUAUUAAAAUUGCCUUUCGCUAUUUUUGUAAUGCCAUGUGAUAUUUUGUACAACGAAACUGUAAGACGUAUCAGAGAUAAAGUGUCUUUAAUAAAACAAAAAAGCUCCA